Cucurbita pepo subsp. pepo (vegetable marrow) is the source of this 2130-nucleotide messenger RNA. The record is from RefSeq and is a predicted model, not a curated record. Lineage: Eukaryota; Viridiplantae; Streptophyta; Magnoliopsida; Cucurbitales; Cucurbitaceae.
AUGGAUACUCAAUCCGUCUACGAAAGCCAGCUAAAUGUCAUUACAGCUGAUUUCCAGAUAGACAAAGAAUUUUUGAAAGCAGAUUUUAUGUCAACUACCAACUCUUCAAAAAGAAAUGCCUUCUUCCAAACCUACAAAGAGGCUGAGCGAAAUGAAUUAAGAGCUCAGUGGUAUUCUCAUAUGGAAACCAUCAAAGAAAAUAUACCAUUCUUCGAAUGGUUUGAAGAAAAUAUUCUGCAGAUAUGCACCUUGACCCAGAGGAGUUGGAAGACUACCAAAAGAGGCGAGGUAUAUUCGAAACAUCCUCCGUUAGAAGAAGUCGAAUUCGACAACUACUACGGAGAAAAGGUCAAAGCUAGCCCUUUCAAACAUAUUCCGGAAGGACUAGAAAAGGGUAAUCCGACCCUAAAAGAUAUCAAGAAUAUCCAGCAUCAAAACAAUUAUUCAAAUAAGAUUUUAUCCACGAUCGCUACUCAACUUGAAAGUAUCGAGGGAAAAAUCUCAAAGAAAUCAGGUACUCAGCAGGAACAGGCAAGCAGCUCUGUACCAAAGGUUGAUGAGUCAAUACCAAUACUCAGACCAGCAAAUCUCGAAAUAUUUACAAAAAGGAUUUCAAAAGAAGAGGCUGCAAUGGCCAAGAUAGAGGAAAAGUUGGACAGGAUAUUAAAUCCCGCCAUGACGCCUCAAGAUUCAUCUGUCAAUGUCGUUAACAAUGACGACGAGAACCAAGAAUUCGAAGACGAGAUUGCAAAUGAGAGAGAGGAACCUUUCUACAAUCGAAUUGAAAGGAUCUCUAGAAGAAGUCAAAAUAAUGCCAGUAAUCAAAAAAACUGGUAUCCUCAACCGUCUUUUCCGGAUAUCCAAUUCGAAGAAAAGACACUACAAACUCAAGCUCAUUACGAUGGUUUAGCAAUCUAUGAAUGGAAUAUCGAUGGAUUGUCUGACUAUCUGAUAAUGAAUGUUGUCAAUGAGAUGAUGAUGGCCGCAGGCGCGUAUAAAUUACAAGGCCAUAAAUCCGACCAUCAGAUAGCUCAAGUUUUGGUAACCGGAUUUACCGGGCAACUCAAGGAUUGGUGGGACAAAUAUCUCGACGAAACGACCCGCCAACAGAUAUUAAACCACUAUGUCAUUAGACCAACUACUCAAAUUAUCAAAGAAGAAGGUCCAUCAACUAGGACCGAGGUACAACAUGAAAGGGUAGAGGAUGCUGUCAACACCCUCAUAUAUACCCUCAUAGAAUUCUUCGUCGGCGACCCUCUAAAAUACCAGGAGAGAUCCGCCGAAAUACUCAUGAAUCUGAAAUGCCCUACCUUAGGUGAUUUCAGGUGGUACAAAGACAUGUACUUCAGCAAAGUUCUUAUUAGAACAGAUAGUUCGUUGGAAUUCUGGAAAGAGAAUUUCGUCAAUGGACUACCAAAACACUUCUCAAGGAGGAUCAAAGAUGGUCUUAAGACAAAGUACAAUGGAACAAUUCCAUGGCAAACUUUGUCAUACGGAUCCAUAGCAUCCUUCAUCAUAGAAGAAGGACUCAGACUUUGUAAUGAGUCAAAGAUUCAAAACAAGCUCAAUUCUUCGAUAUCAAACAGAAAAGAGCUUGGUAGAUUUUGCGAUCAAUAUGGAUGCAAGGGAAUAGAAGCUCCCAAAACCUCCAGACAAAAGAAGGUUAAGACGCAUCCAAAACCUUAUCAUUCAUACAGGCCUAGAGAAGCAUAUCGGAGUAAACCCGUGCAGUCUCAGAAGCCAACAUAUUCAAGAAGGAAGUAUAUUCCUACAAAAACCCAUAGAGGAAAGAAAAAGCAAACUUGCUUCAAAUGUCGUGUAGAAGGACACUAUGCUAAAAAGUGUCCAAUCAAAGGAAAGAUCAAUGAGUUGGAUAUAGAUCAAGAGCUGAAAAAUCAGCUAUUACGACUGACCCUAACCAACUCAGAGCAAUCAGGCGAGGGAGAAAUCCUCAAACUCCAAGAAGAAUCUGAUUCAAAUUCCAGCACAAAAUACGAAUCAGAACAAGAAGGAAAAAGGACGUGCGAAGGAUGCAUAAAUGUCCUUACCAAGGAUCAAGAAAUUCUACUCGAAGUAGUAGAAAAAGUUCAAGACCAAGAAAUUCAAACAGAAGAUUGCUCAACGACUUAG